Molecule: messenger RNA, 309 nt
Organism: Rotaria sp. Silwood2
Lineage: Eukaryota; Metazoa; Rotifera; Eurotatoria; Philodinida; Philodinidae
Source: the annotation of a GenBank genome assembly
AUGUUUUCAAUCGGUUAUAAUCGUUGUUAUUUUGAAUCUGAUAUAUUUCUUCCUUCAGCUGCAAGAAAACGGUAUGUUCUUGAAAAAUAUCCAUCACAAGCACGACAUGCAACGGAAUAUAAUACAUUACAAUAUACAUUUCGACCAAUAACACCACCAAAUGUUAAUCAACAACAAAAUAAACAUGUUAAUACAAACAAACAAUCACCUAUAUAUUAUUCUGAUAAUCAACCAAAAUCAAUUAAUUUAUUAACAAGAGAUAGACAACCACAAAAUUUAUCUUCUUUUCAAAGAAACAUUGGUAAGUAA